AUGUCAUCUGGAUUAAAAGUCCAACAAUCAAUUUAUUUGCAUAGCAUUCCUAGUAGUCCUUCUGAGAUCAGUUGCCCACCUCACGCUUUUUUGAAAUGUCACGAUUACUCAAAUAUACCGCCGCACUCUUCUCCACGCUCCCUGCAACCCUCGGACAGACCUACACCGAUUGAAGUCCUCGGAAGCUACACAACCCAACUCAAAACCGACUACUUCGGCGAAGGCGACUCAUCCACCUCCAACCGCUGGUCCUGGGAGCCCAUCGAUGACCCCCAAUCCAAGUUUCACAACUACACCCUAUCUUGGACAACCGCGGCCCUGACGUGGAGCAUCGAAGGCACGCCCACAGGUUUCACGAAAAAGACUACUGAUAUCCGAGGUGGAACCAAGCAACAAGCUUGGACCAGCGAGAUGCGUGAUAUGCCACGUGACCCUGCGGCCGGGCGCACGAUGUAUUGA
Aspergillus niger is the source of this 459-nucleotide messenger RNA. RefSeq lists its product as uncharacterized. The record is from RefSeq and is a predicted model, not a curated record. The transcript is spliced from 2 exons. Lineage: Eukaryota; Fungi; Ascomycota; Eurotiomycetes; Eurotiales; Aspergillaceae. Gene Ontology annotation, biological process: carbohydrate metabolic process. Gene Ontology annotation, molecular function: hydrolase activity, hydrolyzing O-glycosyl compounds. Bases 1 to 459 code for a protein of 152 amino acids.